Melanotaenia boesemani (Boeseman's rainbowfish) is the source of this 4755-nucleotide messenger RNA. It is a transcript of the gene klhl5, whose product is annotated as kelch-like family member 5. Gene Ontology annotation, molecular function: protein binding. The record is from RefSeq and is a predicted model, not a curated record. The transcript is spliced from 13 exons. The coding region runs from base 120 to 2474 and encodes 784 amino acids. NCBI's taxonomy places the organism in Eukaryota, Metazoa, Chordata, Actinopteri, Atheriniformes, Melanotaeniidae.
CAGUCGCGGUUACGGGCGUGCGGUUGCCAAGAGAGACGCGCGUGCAGUGCAGUGAUAUAGCUGUAACGGCAAAAUCGGCACGGGAUCUCCCCCGCCAUUUCCUCGUGCCGAGCCCUGGAAUGUCGAGUAGUGGCUCGGGCUCUUCUUCGCGGAAGGAGUUCGAUGUGAAGCAGAUUCUCAGGAUCCGAUGGAGGUGGUUCGGUCACCCCGCGGUUCCUCCGCCUCACUCCCCGCCGCUUGGAGAUUACUUCGCUUCGAGGAGAACCGGCGGCAGCUCCGGAGACGGACCCUCAGUUAGCGGCUGCAGCAACUCAAAUUCAGUCAGUGUAAACCCAAGCUCGGGUAGUCACAGUGGACUGGUGGCCAGCGGCAGCGCGGGGUCUAAUCUGUGUAACGGCAGCAGCAGAAAGUUUGUUGAUCCGGUUGGGAGUCGGGUCGGUCAGGGAGGAGCGGCGUUUGGAGCCACGGGGAACUCUUGUACCCGCUCCCUCAGCCAGCCAGAGUGCAGAAGCUCCGCCGCGGCGCUGUCGUGGGUCUCCCCGCCGCUUCAGCGUCGCUCUCGUCCAGUGACAAACAUGGAGCCCCCUGGCGAGGCCCCGGUGCCCCAGCUGAUACCCGAGCCCUCUGCUCAUGUCGGGGUUGAGCUGGAGGAGGCGGUGGCAGCAGCGGCUGCGGUGGGCUCUGAGGAGAAUCAUCCGGAAACAGACUCCAGCUCGUGCAGGACGUCUAACAGCAGUGCAACACUGUCCUCAUGCGUGUCGAUGGAGCCAUGCGUGUGUCCAGAGGAGAGUAUGUUCACUGCGUUGUCCCACGCUGAUGUCACCUUCCGCAAAAUGGAGGGCUACCUGAGGACCAGAAAGCUGUGCGAUGUUAUACUGGUGGCUGGAGAAAGACGGAUACCUGCACAUAGGCUGGUCCUCUCAUCUGUGUCUGACUACUUUGCGGCCAUGUUUACCAGUGAUGUGCGGGAGGCCAAGCAAGAUGAGGUGAAGAUGGAAGGAGUUGAUCCUGAUGCAUUGUGGAUUCUGGUUCAGUAUGCAUACACAGGUCGUCUUGAAUUGAGGGAAGACACCAUUGAGUCUCUGUUGUCAGCCUCCUGCUUGCUGCAGCUGUCUUCUGUGGUUCAAGCCUGCUGUUCCUUUCUCAUGAAGCAGCUCCACCCCUCGAACUGUCUAGGCAUCCGUUCCUAUGCAGAUGCUCAGGGCUGCCAUGACCUGCAGAGGGCUGCAAACGCCUACACAAUGGAACACUUUCUGGAUGUGGUUGGAGGUCAGGAGUUUCUUUUACUUCCAUUGGAAGAGAUGGAAAGACUGCUCACAUCUGAUGACAUCAACGUACCAGAUGAAGAAACCGUAGUAUCUUCUUUACUAACCUGGGUAUGUCAUGAUGUCUCUGCUCGGCAGCGCCACCUACCUUUGCUGCUGGCUCAUAUCAGACUGCCGCUGCUGCAACCACAGUUCUUAGCAGACCUGGAGUCCAACCCUCUUCUUCGUGACAGUGUAGAGUGUCAAAGACUCCUGAUGGAAGGGAUGAAGUAUCAUCUUUUGCCCCAGCGCCGGCCCCUGCUUCAGAGCCCCCGCACCCGGCCCCGCAAGGCCACUGUAGGGGCCAUGUUUGCCGUUGGGGGUAUGGAUGCCACAAAAGGCGCCACAAGUAUUGAACAGUACUGUCUGCGUCGGGACACGUGGAGGCAGGUUGCACACAUGAGUGGACGGAGACUACAGUUUGGUGUCGCUGUUCUUGAUGGCCGCCUUUAUGUGGUUGGAGGCAGAGAUGGACUCAAGACCCUUAACACUGUCGAGUGUUACAAUCCACACAGCAAAACGUGGAGCGUCAUGCCUCCUAUGUCCACACACAGGCACGGCUUAGGUGUGGCUGUCCUAGAGGGGCCUAUGUAUGCAGUGGGUGGACAUGAUGGCUGGAGCUACCUCAGUACAGUAGAAAGGUGGGACCCCCAGGCUCGCCAGUGGAGCUUUGUUGCAAGCAUGGCUACACCCAGAAGCACAGUGGGAGUAGCUGUUCUUAAUGGCAAGUUGUAUGCGGUUGGAGGUCGUGACGGCUCAUCCUGCCUGCGGUCAGUGGAGUGCUUUGACCCCCACACCAACAGGUGGAACAGCUGUGCGCCUAUGGCGAAAAGGCGUGGAGGUGUGGGAGUGGCCACGUGGCAUGGCUUCCUGUACGCCAUCGGAGGUCACGACGCUCCUGCUUCAUCCCUGGCAUCUCGGUUAAGUGACUGUGUGGAAAGAUAUGACCCUCAGACAGAUGUGUGGACGGCUGUAGCCCCCAUGAGUAUCAGCAGAGAUGCUGUUGGCGUUUGCCUGCUUGGCGACCGUCUCUAUGCUGUGGGCGGGUAUGAUGGGCAGGUGUAUCUCAAUACUGUGGAAGCUUACGACCCUCAGACAAAUGAGUGGACACAGGUGGCCCCUCUGUGUCUGGGCAGGGCAGGUGCAUGUGUGGUGUCCGUCAGGCUGUGAAAAUAUAAACACAAACGUACGAUAAUGGUCGUCCUCGUUAUCAUCGCUGAAAUUAAAAGGAUACCAAGGGAACCUGCUGCCUUUACUGAGAACAAGAGACUGGUUUCAGAACUAUUUUCAGGUUUUACUCUCAAAUUUUAUCCUUGAUGCUUAUAAAUCACUCAGAUUUUAGGUCCUGACAAGUUUUGCCACAGGAAGGAACUGCCACUGAUACAAAUGGUGAAGAGGAAUCUGUAGCGUCUAGCAGAUGACAAAACAGCUGUCUUACAGGGUUUUUUCCCCCUUUUUUACUUGCCUAUUUUUUUUCUCUAUACAAGUCAGGACACACUCACACACAUGCAGUAUAACCCUACACGGCUGCACUCAGCUUCUAUUUCUGCUGACAAAUAGCUGAGACAGAGAGAGAUUGUCAAGCCUGCCUCAUCAUUUUAUGCUCUCAGCGUCCCUAACUAUAUCUGAUACCGUGUAUUGAUGCUAUUUUAAUACAUUCCCUGUUAUUUUUAUGCUGCAGUUGGCAAGUGUAUUUCCACUGUGCCUUGCCACUGUUGCCCUCUGACAGAUAAAAGAGUUUUGACAUAAUCAGCACAACCUCCAACACAACUAUACUGUAAGGAACUAUGAGCCUUUUUAUUAUUUUAUUGCAAUAUCACAUGCUCCAUCUGAUAUUUCUGUGUGUGGCUACUCUGUUGCAUCAACUCAGAUCUAAAGCUUCUGCAAACUGUAGUGUGUAGUUUUUUUUAGAUUUUUUUAUAAGUUACACAAGAAACAAUCCAACCUUUUUACCUUUUCCAUUAAUUUUUAAUCACUUAAUUCUGCUUUUUUUUGUUUGCUGUUGUUCUGUUUUUUCCGGUUGAGGUCCAUUAGGCAGUGUUAAUGAGUUUUAAAGCCUGGGUAGUAAUAAUAAUAAUAAUAAUAACAACACUGUGGCUCUGUGUUAAUCCCUGCAGGGAUUUUUUUUUCAAUUUCCCCCAAAGCACAAGGUCAGCUAUUUACAGGAUUGUUUUUACACCUGGGUAGUUGAGGUUUUUUGUCUCCCAACCACCUUAUUCUCCUCCUUUGUGUGUGUGUGUGUGUGUGCGGACGCUAGUGUUGGGUGUUCAGAGAUUGCAAGGAGUGUAUUUUUAUCUCAAAUGAGAAUCUUCCCUCCAUUUACCCCUUUUCACAUCCUCAAUAUCCUGCUGCUCUCUCUUCAUCCACAUUUUCAUCACCAGACACAAACACACACGUUCGCAUGCACACACACCCAUACAGAGACAUGCAUGCACCAUUUUGUUUUACAGUAGGAUUAGAUACCCCAACAAAAAUGAACAGCAAACCACAAAUUUAAUAAUGUUAGUUCCGACGGUGCCGGCGUUUUGUUUGAUGUCAUGUUCAAAGCCUUAUUAGGUUUGAAGCUGCUGCAGAUAAAGUAUCAGACUUGAGGGGGAACAUAAAUCAGCCUAACAUACUCAUACGUCCAAACUCAUGGGCUGAGACAAGAAGCCUGAAUAUUACAUGCACAUGCCAAACGAUUUAUUUGUGCAUACUUUUUUUUUUGUUGUUGUUGAUGUACAUUGUAUUUGUGGCAUAAUGAGGGAAAAUUGACAGCGAGAGUCGGAGCAGGCAUCCUGUCUGAGCUGACAGAUCUAGAGCUAAUGUAGCCCACAUGAUGCGCUUUACAUCCAAACAUGACAGAUCCCAUGAUCUCGUUUGUACAAAGAUACACUCAGCUGAAAGCCAAGUGCCCCAGGAGCCAAAGAUUGAAAAACAAAAAACUAAAACAAAUUUGUCAGCGUGACAUCUAAAAGCUGCAAUGGGCAGGCUAGUAGCUCCCUCCAGCUGAGCGGAUGUUUAGUCAAGCCUAAUGCAUUGCUAGAUUAUUUUAUUUUUCUCCUUUUAAACCUGCCUGCUGUUUAUUUAGAGUAAUCUAGGCCUCGGUAGAAGUAUGUCGUCUCUUCUGUGUUGUGUAAUGUGAUUUCAAGCUGAGGCUAACAAUAAAAACAUUCCAAAUAAAGUUAGAAAUGUACAUUAUGUACAUAAAAUAAAUAUGACAUCUGUAUGUAGUGUUAUUGCAUUCUGCUGUAAACAAUUCCUAAGUAGCCCAUGUGUAAUCGUGUGCUUCUUUUUGUACCAUGAAUUCAGAUGAUGAAGAGGUGUAAUAAAGAUGGUUGGUGCCACAGCUGCUCAUCUUGUCUUUUUGUACCGAAUGUUACACCUUAUCUUUUACUAAAUGAGUUCUGUAUAAGCAGAGUAUGCUGCUGCUCAGUGGUCUUUUAUACAUUAAAGUCAACGUGAUUUAAAA